AUGCUCGAGGCGAAGAACGAUGAGCCGGGUGUGCUGGUGGCAGCCCUGGAGGCUUCAAAGGAGCAGCUGGAGCAGCAAUCCGGAGCUCCAACGGUGGCAAGCCCAUGCCGGCCAAUCCCAUGCCGCGCCGGGGGGGCGGAGGAGUUGAGCGAGGGGGCCUGCGGGGCAUCGGAUGCCGAGACUCUGGACCCGUCCCGCCUCAUUCUGCCCGGUCUGCUGCACCACCUUACCUUGGAUGAGAUUCUGGCGUGGCGCGUGACAUCGCGGGAAACCCGAAGUGCCAGAGUCUUGCUACAGCACGUUGCCGAAAUGGGUCGGUUGGACAGGUCCGAGUCCAUUCUGGAUUUUGCUGACAAGAUCAGACGGGCUUGUCAAUCUCCUGGCGCCGUCUAUGUGGAAGCGCGUGAUGUCGAGGAUAUGAAGUACUUUGAAUGCCGGUGGUGGUGCACGAAGCUGGCGAGCGCAAUAAAGAAACCUUUCGCAGAGACUGAUGUGCGUCACAUCGUCGGCUCAAACCUUCGAUACCUGCUUGGGCAGUGUCGCAGUGCAGAUGCCUUGGUGAGGAAGUCCGCGCACUACAUUCUUCGCCAUCACGGGAGCGGUGGACUCCCUGCUGUGAAGCAACUGAUUGCGGAAGCCAUGCUUUGCCUGAUGGAAAACCUCCUGCCAGAGUCCGGGAAAAUCAGUGGCGAGGCCUCCAAGCAGUUUGUUCUGUGCACGCAGCAUCUUGGAGACGUGCUGCGCGCUCUGGAGAAACCGCAGCGUCAGCGGUGGGCGUCUUUGCUGGUCAGAUUCAUCCAUGAACAGCAGAAAUGCCACAAGGAGCUCAUCCACAGCCUGAAGCUCCUUUGGAGAGCUGAUGACGAUCCCAACCGAAGCUACCCAGAAGCAGAGCAGCACCUCUGGGCUUUCGCAGAGACCGCCAGCACAGACGUGCGCGGGGAAUUUGCUGAUCUCCUUGUGCGUUGCUGA
Messenger RNA from Symbiodinium natans, 972 nucleotides. Lineage: Eukaryota; Dinophyceae; Suessiales; Symbiodiniaceae. The record is from the annotation of a GenBank genome assembly.